UGUCGCUUAUGUUGAAUUUACAGCGCCAGAAGCAGCAAGCAAGGUUAAAGACAGAUUAGAAGAAGUUGAAAUAACUGGUAAAAAAUGUCUUGUGAAUUUUACAAGCUCGGCUAAUGGUAAUCCGUUUAAAACAGUUCCAAAAGAACCUCCACCAAAAGCUUCACGUCAGAUGAUGCAACAACAGCAAUCUGCUUCACAACAAAGAGCAGCAUCAGGUCUUCCUAUUCGUCCGGUUAUGCGACCAGGGUCGCUAGAUUUUCAUCCCCAUCCUCGUAGUGGAUUUAGAACCGGACAAAUGGUUUCUGGGCCAAGAGACUUUUUCACUCCUCCAAUCGCACCAGCAUAUUCCGGGUUUGCGGCCGGUCGCGGUUCAUAUAUGAAUGGUUUCGCAGCUACUGGAGAUGCAUCUUUCGCCAUGAGUCCAAUGAUGGCACGAGGCGGAAUGAUGGGUAUGAGAAAUCAACAAGUUGGACCUGUUCGUCGUGGAAUAAUGGGCGGCCGAGGCGUGAUGCGCGGAGGAUAUGGUGACGAAUUUAUGGGUGCUAAUAUGGGCGGUUUUAAUACACCGACGGGCCCAGGAUUUCCGGCACCUCAUUUUAAUCCAGCAUUUUUUGAUCAAGGAUUUGGCGGCGAAGACGUACCUGUUGCACCGCGAGGACAAAGAGGUUACGAUGGAGUCACUCAUGGUAUGAAAAGAGCACGUGAUGAUGAAGAUCAUGGACACAUGGAUGGAAGAGAAUCGCCAAUACUUUAUCCCCCUAUUAGACUUAUAUAG
Messenger RNA from Dentiscutata heterogama, 775 nucleotides. NCBI's taxonomy places the organism in Eukaryota, Fungi, Glomeromycota, Glomeromycetes, Diversisporales, Gigasporaceae. The record is from the annotation of a GenBank genome assembly.